AUGCCUCCACGAAGAGAAGUCAAAAGUCGUCCUGCUAGGAGAAAUGUCAAGGAACAAAGGGUACCUAAUGCACUAGAAGUGCAACCCCAAGGAGUGGUCACCAAUGUUGAAUUCCGUGAAGCUAUCUGGAUGUUAAGUCAAGUUGCGACCUAUCAAGUUGGACAGAGAGAUAAUCGACAGGAAGUGGCAGAUACUUCAAGGAUCUGUGAGCUUUCAAGGUUGAACCCACCAAGCUUCACAGGUUCAAGUGUCAUUGAGGAUCUGGAGAACUUCAUGGAGGAGCUGAAAAGGUUGUCUGACGUGACGCAUGUUGCCGAUACGGAGAGGGCGGAACUGUCAAGCAAGGAAGGCAAGGCAACUAUGCUAAUAGGGGAUAUGGACCUAAUAAGGCUUAUGAUUCAUGUACAACAAGUUGAGGAGGAUAAGCUAAAGGAUAGAGAAUAG
This is a messenger RNA of Solanum stenotomum, 444 nucleotides long. RefSeq lists its product as uncharacterized. The coding region runs from base 1 to 444 and encodes 147 amino acids. The transcript is spliced from 2 exons. The record is from RefSeq and is a predicted model, not a curated record. Lineage: Eukaryota; Viridiplantae; Streptophyta; Magnoliopsida; Solanales; Solanaceae.